Molecule: messenger RNA, 4294 nt
Organism: Drosophila albomicans
Lineage: Eukaryota; Metazoa; Arthropoda; Insecta; Diptera; Drosophilidae
Exons: 2
Coding region: 525-3722 (1065 amino acids)
Cellular component (GO): nucleus
Source: RefSeq, a predicted model, not a curated record
CAUUGCGUUCGUCUGCAAAUUAUUACAAAAUAAAUGAAAACGAAAAAAUAAAUGCAAAACAAACUGUGCAAGCAAGCAAGCAGUAAGCCACGGGGUAGGGAAGCGCAGCUCUCUUCAUUGUGUUGUUUGUGCGUGUAUGUGUGGUACAGUUGGGUAGAAAAAACAUUGCUGGCCUGGCAGCGCCGUACAGCAGAACCAGCACAGUAAAAAAAGAAAAUAGAAACAGUGAAGCAAGCAAAACUCAAAAAAAGAAAAAAAAAAAACAAAUAUAUAAUAAUAUAGUGACGUUAUUUAUUUAUGAAUUGCAAACUGUGUGUAAAUGAAAAAGCCGUCGAACAUUAAUGAAUUAGUGCAAAAUAAAAUGAACGGUGUUGCCAAUUUGCUAAUAUUUUACAGCAGCAGGGAAGACUUCACAAACGCAAUCGCAAUCGAACGCAGUGCAGUGAAAGCAGAAAUCAUAAACGACGUUUAUGCAAAGAAAAACGAAAAAUGUAAAACCUUUUCAAAACUGAUAUAUGUAAAAAAUGCGAGCUGGUAAAAAGACGGCAACAGCAGCUGACACGACAGGCAAGACUCGACCGUGCAUAGUUUAUGUGAAGAAUCUAAAGGAAUCUGAGACCACUGAGUUGAUCAACAAUUCGACGCACUACAGCAAGCAACAGCAACGCAACGCAUCAGGCAAGCGCAACAUAAAUACAACAACGUUCAAGGAGAAGGAAAAGGAGAGGGAGAGGGAGAAGACAGGAGAUCUGAGAGAGACGCGCACAUCGAGACGUGCCACAUCCAUAGCAAACGUGGAACUGUUGCCCAAGCGAGCAAACGCAGCCGUUAUCGGCAAAUCUCCAAUUGUGGCUUCUGUACGCGGACGUCCUCCCAUCAAGCAGCAGCAGCUGCAGCAACAGCAGCAGCUGAAGCGACGCAACACCGAGUUUCCAGUGGCAAGAACUCCUGUUGCUGCUGCUGCUGCCACAACUUUGGCUGCUGUGAAGCGACGGGACAACAACAACACAACCAUCACAACAACGACAACAACAACGUCGUCAGCGAAAGGCAACAAAAUGUACAAACAAUCCAAGUUGGCCAUGUCGUCAUCAGCAUCGUCGGCCAUUGUCACAUCACCGCCACCGACAAUUGCCGCAAGUCGUUCGCGUCGCUCGAUCAAACCGAAUCCCAAAUAUGCCAGCGAUGACAUGGUGACACCCAAAUAUGUUGCCGCCCUGGCCAGCGAUACGCCCAACAAGCGAGGAGGCGGGGCCAAGCAACUGUUUCUGGACGACGACGAUGACGAGGACGAUGAUCUGCAUGAUUUGAUUGAGGAGGAUAACGAUGAUGAGCUCACCGAUGCCGCCUUCAAUCCGCAGCUGCACAAAUCCGACGAUGACGACGAAAUCAGCGAGGCGGAAUUCGAGGAGCAGCUGCGACGCGAGAAGGUGCCACCGAAACGUGGUCGUGGACGACCACCAAAGCAUCCGCAUGCCAUUGCCGCCGCAGCGGCUGCUCAAGCGGCACGCAAUGCGGCCCAGGCUCAGGCGGAACAGCGUGGCAGCGGCGGACGUGGCAAUGUGGCGUCAGUAGGUCGCGGCGGCGGCACACAUCUGCAGCAGCUGCGCCGCUCGAUGGCCGUCAAUCAUAUGGUACGCUCCAAUCCCAUGACGUUGGUGGGCAACAAACGCAAGCUGGAGGAUCAUCAGGAUGGCCCAGUGGCACGCAAACGCAUGGCCACCGAAUUGAAUAGCAGCGGCGGCGUUGGCGGACGCACAGCACCUGUUAUCAAUGGCAGCACAUCGGUCGCAAAGACAGCGGCCAUCGGACUGCUGGGCAAUCAGAGCAAGACCAAGCUCAUUGUGAGCAGCAACAACAAUAGCGCAGGCGGCGGCAUGCGCUUCAUACAGACAACAAAUGCCAAGCAACAGUCGCAGCAGCAGCAGCAGCAACGAGCUGUGUCCAAUUUCAAGUUGAACUCGGCGUCGGCAACGAUGCCGGGACGUCCGAUUGGCAGUGUGGGCGUGGCACGUUCCGGUCCAGCGGCACGUCCAGUGGCCGGCAGCCAGCAGCGCGGUGUCGGCAGCGGCGGCGGUGGCGGUGGCCUCAAGAUGCACAAGGCGUCGAUGGGCAGCGGGGCGGCAGGCAAUGCCAAAGUGAAGGUGGAGAGCAGCAGCAACGAUGAGGUGCCGACAUUUACCAUUGUGAAUAUCGAUGAUAUUAUCAAUCAGGAUGAUGUGCUCAUCUCGCGCACCUCGAACAACAAUCGCAAGACGCCGCACACGCCACGCAACAUCAGCAGCAGCAGCAACAGCAAUAACAACAACUCACGCUCCACGUCCGCCAACAACAACAGCAGCAGCAACAGUGCAACGCCGCUCAGCAACAACACAACUGGCAACAGUUUGAAUUCGAGCGGCAAACGCAUCAAGAUGCUGUCGACAACAACAACAAGCACAGCGGGCAAAACAACGGGCGGCUUAAAGCAACUGACAUUGGCGGAAGCGACAAAGCCGCGUCCACGCAUCCUUAACGCUGAGAUGGGCAAAAAGACGCCGGUGAUGAAGCCACUGAUGUGCAUGGGCAAGGAACUGUGUCCCACGCCCAGCGAUGGCGGCGAUACCGAAGACGAUGAGGAUCUAAUGUCGCAUGAGAUGGCCGAUGAGGAUGACAUUGCAACCAUAUCACCAACCACAGCAGCCACAACAACGACAACAACAGCAGCGGGAAGUGGAGCAUCGCAAUCGCGUGUUGUGCGUCGCGUGCAAACUGCUAAAUGGCUGCCAAAUGCUGCACGACGCAACAUUUUGGCGACGACACCGAAUGCGAGCAAUAAGCAACAGCAGCAACAACAACAACAGCUGGUGACAGAUCGCAAGCUGACAAAGCUGCUGGGCGAGGGCAGUGAUGAUGAUAUGGUCUUUAAGAAGCCGGCAAGUCCGUCAACCUCAUUGUCAGCCACAAACACGCCACAGCAGUCGGCGUUAGGUUUGCGUCGCUCCAAAGAGAAUGCGAAUGCCAAUGCCAAUAUCAUUAUUAAAACCAGCAACAGUCCGAGCAACUUGGAUGAGGCAACGACCAUUGAUGGCGAUGUGGCUGCUGCCAUGUUGUUGGAUGGGGCAACAACAACAGCGGUUGCUGCGGACACGAAAACAACGGGCAUUAUCAAACAAGAGGCGAAAUACUUUCCACCCGAAACAACCACAUACUGUGAGGAAGAUGGACGGAUUGUGAAGAAGAUCACAUGCUAUGAGACCUGGCAUGUGAUUAGCACACCCCGCGAGUCCAUCACAAAGACACGCCAGCAACGCACCUGCCUCGAAUUAUCGCUGGCCAAGCUUGCGAAUGUCGCCACACGCAUCAAAGUCCCCUCGAGCAAAUGGACCAGCAAGGUGACGCUGUACAAGGUGUCGCCAUCGCUGAUGCAGCGCCAAACGAUGACCAUAUUCACCGGUGAUCUGAAGACCUACAACAUACCCGAGGAGGAGCGUCACAAAUAUCAGCCAUCGUGUGUCCUGUUCCGACGAUCGGUGCUCGAUCGCAGCAAGUGCCGUGUGCCCUUCGAUCGUGCCAUCAUCUUUAAGAACAAAUGCUUCUAUGCGAACAUCGAGGGCAAGCAUGUCAAUUUGCUGGGCGCACCCGAGGUCGUGAAUACCAUUAAGGAUGUGGAGAUACUCAUCGAUAUCGUUGAUUCGCUGGCAUUAUCAAGCAAUCUUGUUGAAAUGGUUACUUCCAAGUAGUUCGUGAGCGGGGGGCACAACGGGGGGAUUAUGCUGUAUGCUGUAUAAAAUAUGCAACAAAUAAUUCAAAAAACAAAAAAAAGAAGAAAAAAACACAAUACUACGUAAUUAAUUAUGUAGAAUCCGGACAGUUGAGAGUAAGUGGCGUACAAAAUUCUUUGAAGAGAAUUUGGAUCAAUUUGAUAUGAUAUGAUGGGUUACGCUGAAUGUUUCUUUUUUUUUUUAAUUCGAUUUAACUUAGUUGUAAUAGUUACUUUAGCGUAAUAGUUACUUUAGCUGCUCGUUAUAUAUCUACAUAAAAAAUAUAUAAUAAAACAAUUCAACACAAACACACGCAAAAACCAACAACAACAACAACCACAACACAGCAAUAACAACAAUUUAUACACAUGCAUAUUUUAUAUAUAUACACAAUUUUAAUUUUCAAUCAUUAUUUUGAUAAUAUAUUCUAAAUGUGUAAUGAUGUAUAUCGGAUAAAUCGGAAUAAUCCCCAAGAGCAAAACUGUAUAAUUCGAGAGUCGAACGCGACUUUCAAAGUAAACCUAAAAAUUAAAGAAAAACCAACUCUAUAA